Messenger RNA from Orbicella faveolata, 2871 nucleotides. Its product is annotated as JNK1/MAPK8-associated membrane protein-like. Lineage: Eukaryota; Metazoa; Cnidaria; Anthozoa; Scleractinia; Merulinidae. Gene Ontology annotation, molecular function: ubiquitin protein ligase binding. Gene Ontology annotation, biological process: ERAD pathway; response to unfolded protein. Gene Ontology annotation, cellular component: membrane. The record is from RefSeq and is a predicted model, not a curated record.
GCUCGGUUACCAAGCAGUCAAAGAUGGCGACGAACCGAUUUCAUGCAUGUAAUGCACUUUCCAUUUCCGCUUCAGAAUUUAUGCAGUGAAAAUUUUUACAUCGGUAUAAAGUAGUCUCGACGUUCGUUAUUGGAGGCUGGAAGCACUUAUUUACAGACGAUGUAGUUCAAUUAGUUUAAUGUCGAGUAUGAGCGAAAAAAGUCAGCUCCUGUUUGUUCUGGUGUUGUUGACGUUCUUUUCGUUGUUACAAAGGAGCACUUACGGUGCAUCGGAAUCCUGUCCAGGUCAAUAUUGUGGAAGAAUUGUUGAAGACAAUGGGAAACUUGGUGAUUGUGGGGCUUGUCCAAGAGGUUACGGCACCAAUGGCACAGUUUGUUUGGAGUGUUCAUCAUCUCCCGAUUUGUACGAUUGGUUAUAUCUUGGGUUUAUGGCAUUUUUGUCCCUGAUAUUUCAUUGGUUCUUUAUUGACUUCUUUGCCAAGAGGGACAGAAAAAAUAUCUUUGUUCAUUGCCUGAGUGCUUUUGUUGAAAGUGCCUUAGCAGCCGUAUUUUGUCUUCUUGCAAGCAAACCUCAAGGUAGCUUAAGCUUGACAUCCUGUGAGUCAAAGCACAUUGCAGAUUGGUACACCAUAUUCUUCAAUCCAAAGCCUGAUUACGUCAACACCCUUCACUGCACACAAGAGGCUGUUUAUCCUCUGUACACCAUAGUGCUUAUGUAUUAUGCACUCUCAGUUGGACUCUUGUUUUUGUUCCGGCCCAUCAUUUCACACCAGUUCUGUGAUGGCCAGGGGCUUGCCUCCAUCUAUGCUGCACUGUAUUUCCUGCCGUCACUUGCAGUGCUUCAUGCCUUGUUUGGUGGACUCAUUUAUUAUUCUUACCCCUAUGCAACAUUAGUUCUUUCCAUUUUGAGUACUGCCGUGGUCCUGGCUAAGAACAAAGUUACGCAUGUCCGCCAGUUGAUCAGAAGCAAACGUCACGUGACCAUCAUCCUGGCUCACUGGCUGGCGCAUGCGUAUGGCAUCUUGGCAGUCACGCAAUUAAGCAAACCUUCAAUUCAUGGACCGAUGUUCACGCUGGUGCUGGCUCCAGUUCUGUUCUUUUUGUUGACACACUCUUUUACUGAACCGAACAAAUUUAAGACUUAGAAAAUAAUGUUUGAGACGCCAAGACGGUGACGGGACGCUCUUAGCAGCGUUGUCACUUGUGACUAAUCCAAGUAACAGCUUCGCCGGAAGUGAGACCAAAGAAAGCUACGCUGAACAGCAGUCGUACUCAAAACUUCAACGCAACUUCCGGCGAUUCGUUUCUUUGAAUUCAUUUGCAAAUAGUUUGUAAAACGAAAAAGAACAAAAACGACGUAAUCAAGCUGAUGGAUAAUAGUCUGUUUAAAGCUGCCGGGCUAAUAGAAAAACUAUAUUUACAUAUUCAGUAAAAAUUAUGAUUAGAAGCUAUUUCGAAAUGUUUGGUACUUGAAGCUGGCAGCCAAUGGGACCGUGUACACAUGUAUAAAACAAACAUCAGACAAGCACAUACAUGUCAGUAUUCACGGCGCGUGCGACAUAAUUUUGAGCCUUCUAUAAAGUAGCCUAGCUCACCGUGAGGCCCCGUCCACACUAAACCGGAGAAAUUUGAAAACGCCGGCGUUUUCACUCUGAAAAUAAUUACCGCUUCAAAUGUUUUCCGUCCACACUACAAAAUCACCAGUCACUCGGCCAAGCAAAUCACAUGAUUAUCGUGCCAUGGUUUUCUCCGCGGCGUAGUGUGGACAAGGCCUUACGAGUCUCUCGGGAGCUCAGUGGUCUUUUGUUAAAGCUUUCACAACCUGGGCUCAGAUACUGAAAGGCCUUUUAGGCUGAUUUGUGGCGUAAGUAUAGUUUGAAGAUAGAAGUCUACUGUUAAGAAACAAUGCUCAGGAUGCAUCUCAACUAAGGAGAGCUUCCUGAGUCCGGCUCCUGGUUUGAAGUAGAGAGAUUCCACUUGCCGGAUAUGGAUGUUUCUGUUGGCUUAGAUCAUGAAUGUGAGCGUAAUCAGCUGAUUAAGGAUUUACGCUACGAGUGUUAUUUGAAAAUUCUCUUAAUAUUGAACAAGCCUUUAGAGUACAUUUUGAAAGAAUUUUCAAAUGUCACGAGUAGUGUAAAUCCUUAAUUGCUCGAGCUUUCAUACGAUUACUCAUUUAUCAUGAGAUUUAUAUGUGUCCGAGAAAAUUGCGAACGCGCGCACAUUUUAAAAUUUGUGUAGCAGUGCAAAUUAAGAAUAACGAUAAAUUGGCCUGCUCUCAGCCAAUCGCUAUGAAGAAAAUUUUGUCUGGAACAUAAAAUAAUGCUAGUAAUCCUACAUGCACUUAUUCAGUGAUUAAUGUGUGCUACUAUAAGAUACAUAUUUUGUGUUGUAUGUAACGUGACGACGUUUAUACAUGUUUAUGUAUGAGUUCUAAUGAUGUGUCUGUGUAAUGCUCGCGAUAAGCCAAAAACAGUUUUCAAAUAGGGCUUGUGGUUCUCGAUAAAUUUCAAUCUUGUAACUGCAUCAGAUCUUACUCGAACAUAACUUAGAAAAAGAUCUAAAUAAUAGGCCAUUUUCGAUAUAUCAAAAUGCUAACUUAGCUCCGAGGCUUGAGGGAAGAUCGCAUCAAGGUCGAGGGAUGAAUUUCUUUUGUUUUAUUCCCCCAAGCCUCGGAACCAAGUGAGAAUUAUGUCUUAUUAUUUGGAGCACUGCGCAAGUUAGUGAAUAUAUUAAAAAAUGUCUUUAUUAUAAGUUGAAUGUACAAAUUUCCUUAGAUUAAAAAAAAAUAACCUUACAGUCCACCCGCAGACUCUGUUGAUUUAUUAUUCAUUAUAAUUCAAUACAAUGCAAAUACCGGAUGUGUUUAUCUUAA